GUCGUUACGGAGGAGGGUUUUUCAACCGAUGACUAACGAGAGCGUAAUAGAAGCAUCGAAAUGUAAACCAGAGGUCUUGGACAACACAGAGAAAAUGGAUUGUGAUCAGAAUACUCAGUUGUCAAUGGUCGUAAAUAUACCGACUCCUCCUGGUCCUCAAUGCUACUGCAUGUCGCCACGUGAUUUUAGUAGACCGGAUUUUCAGUGCAGUGUUUGUUAUAAAUGGUUCCAUCUUGAAUGUAUAGCAUUCAACAUAGGGUUUGUCUACAUUUUCAGUAAAAUAGUUUCUUUUUUGAAGAAAGGCGUUACCUUUCCUAACAGCUUACCAUUUCAUGUGUAAGAAGUGCAACCCGAUCGGGGAAGAAGUAUUUUCCAGAAAGCAGGCGAAUUUUACAGUUAUGUGUCAAACGGCUCUUGCCAACUUGAUGUUGAAGCAUGGAGGGCGUUUGUACUUCAUGGAAAUGAAGGAACUCAUCCCUUUUUUAGAGGAGUACUGGGAAGAACUUACAACACAGCCAAGAAGGUCCAAUAAUUCUUGGUAUCCAAAUAUCCACAAAACUUUGGUUUGUUAUGGUUGUUUAUCUAUUACCACAGACUAGUAGUGAUGUAUUCAAGACGGUAGAAACUUCAGAUGGUCUUUGUGUAUGUCUGUCGAACACUGAUCUUACCAAGAUUGGUCCAAGUUAUGAUCGAUUUCGUGCUCUCACAAGUCAACUUCGGACAAAUAUUACUAAACUAGGAGUUCCUUCUGCUAACAUACCAAACAGUGUGUCACAGACCCAACCAUCUAUAUCAGGUUCCGUUUCUGAUGCACUUGACCAAUCAUCAAAUCUUACUUCCUCUAAUAAUCAGUUGCCUUUCACCAAUGAAGCCGAUGGCAUAGAUGUGCCUGUUUGGCGUAAACGCAAAUCUCCUGGCAGUGGGUUAUCUGGUGGGAUGGGAAACUUUUACAAUGGUUCUUCAGUGAUAUCUACUGUUCCAGGUGGAUCAUCAGAAAGUGCAGCACUUGGUACUGUGACUAAUUCUGAUGUCCCAGGAUUCCCUGGUACUAGAACUGCUGCCUCAUCAAAUGGUGAUGUAAAUAAUGGAUUAUCCAGUGGUCUUGUACGUUCAACUCGUCGGGCCACUUCGGCAUCUGUUCUGGGUGGGACCACACCCUUAAGUGGAACUUCAGGUUCUGAUGAAGGACGUGCAAAGUUAAAUUCUUUAGGCUUCCCGAUUGAUCAUGCACUAAAUAAGGAAGGUUAUCGUUACAUUUUGGUGGAACCGGAUAAACAUGCCUCCGGUCGGGAGCAGUGGGACGAAUGCGAGUUUACAGCUGGGAAACCCAUACCUGGUCUUUUUUAUCGUGUGUUUUUAUGCUCACAAGUAGUUUUAUCUUUGAGUGAUCGGGCGAAUCAUUUGAAAGUUCACGAAUCGCAGUUGUCAGUUACUGGUGAGAAGGGUUAUUGUAUGGUCCGUGCCACUCAUAGCGUUAAUUCCGGUACUUGGUACUUCGAAGCAACUAUCACAGAGCAACCAGAAGGUUCUGCAACUAGAAUCGGUUGGUCUCAAAUGUAUGGUAACUUACAAGCACCUUGUGGCUAUGAUAAGUUUAGUUAUUCUUGGCGUUCACGUCUUGGCACCGCAUUUCAUGAGUCGCGGGGAAAACAUUACGCUGAUGAAGGUUAUAAAAAAGAUGAUGUUAUUGGAUGUAUGAUCUAUUUACCUUCAACUACUGGUCCUUUCACAUCGUUAGAAAAUCAAUGUUCAGAGUCUUCUGGACUGUUUAAAACGCCCCAAGCGAAUUCAUUAUCAUCUGUGGCUGGCGACAUUAAAUCCAACUUAAACAAUACAUCUAGUGGACAGAAUAUGAAUAAAUAUAAAAAUUUAUUUUGUACUUCCAAUUAUCUUCCUGAGACAUAUAAAGAUCGUCCACUCAUCAGAUUUCGGAAUUCUUUUUACUUUGAGGAGAAGGAUGAGCCGACAAAAGCGGAAAAAUUACUUCAUCCGUUGCCUGGUAGUAAGAUUACGUUCUACCACAAUGGUAAAUGUAUGGGAGCAGCUUUUACGAAUAUCUAUGCAGGCACUUAUUAUCCAGCAAUAUCAAUAUAUAAAUCUGCUACUGUUUCUGUCAAUUUCGGUCCAUAUUUUAAAUAUCCUCCGAGUGACGUAACAGACUGGGAACCGAUGUCUUCUCGCGUUAUAAGCGCUGCUGUUGAACAAACUGUGGCAGAUAUGAUCUGUUUAGUAGAAAAAGACGGAUUCAUUGAGCGCACAAUCAAAUCAUGUACUCCUCAAUUUAAUUAAUCAAAGGCUUUCAAAAAGUAUGAAGAUUUAAUUCUAUCUUAAACUCGUUUGUAAGUGUCAAGAAGUUAAUUUUCCUUCUACUAACUCUACAUCGUCAUCUCUUUCUGGUUAGUGUGUAUUCAUUGAACCUGUUUUCUAUCUGAUUAUUGCAAACUGAACUAUUCAAGCUUAAUUGUUGUACUCAUUCUAAAAAUUUUUUAUGCAUCUUGUUCAUAGAGUUUUUAUAUUUUCAUACGCUGUAUAUUUAUCUAUGGGUUUAUUUUAUUAGGUAUCAUUAUUGAUUUGAUUCUUCAUAAUGUUUCUAUACCUUUUUAUUCACUAUACAUGUCUAUGUAUGUGCUUAGGAAAGAGAGAGUACUUGUGAGCUUUGUAUCUGUUUGUAAUGCUGUUCGAUGAUGAUUAUCAUCCAUCAUGGUGUUAAUUUUUCAAUCUUCAUUUCUGUGUCUUCUUUUUUCAAAGUAAAACAGUAAUAAAUAUAUAUUUAUGUACCA
Schistosoma bovis is the source of this 2780-nucleotide messenger RNA. NCBI's taxonomy places the organism in Eukaryota, Metazoa, Platyhelminthes, Trematoda, Strigeidida, Schistosomatidae. The record is from the annotation of a GenBank genome assembly.